Messenger RNA from Hibiscus syriacus, 804 nucleotides. Its product is annotated as inactive protein RESTRICTED TEV MOVEMENT 2-like. Lineage: Eukaryota; Viridiplantae; Streptophyta; Magnoliopsida; Malvales; Malvaceae. The transcript is spliced from 2 exons. The coding region runs from base 19 to 804 and encodes 261 amino acids. The record is from RefSeq and is a predicted model, not a curated record.
AAAAAGAAAGAAAUCUCGAUGGGCACGAGGGGAAGUAGUGGUUUGUCUGCUCAACAACAGCAAUCCUCAGCCGUUCAGAAUUUUAAACCCAAAUCAGAAUGGAAGCAUGAAGAACAAGCCAGCUUUUUAUUACUUUAUCUUACUGGAUUUGCCAUGGAUCAAUUGACGAUAACACCGGACUAUUCGAAUUCAAGUGUCCGAGUUGAAGGAAAGCGUCGGCUUCCUAAUAACAGAAUAUUGCCUGUCGAUGAAACCUACGAAAUUCCCCGACAUCUUGAUUUGUCUAAAAUUGACAAACAAUUCGGACGAGGACUUCUCAUGCUCAAAAUACCAAGGUUUCCUAAACUUCAAUCCCAACAACAAUCAGUUGAAGAUAGCACCAAACUUGAUCAGGUAACAACAGCGGUUGAUCCUCCGGAACAAAAACAAGGCGAUGAUAGAGAUUCCAUCAACGAGAAACCGGAAGAAGAGUUGGUCGAACAAGCAGCUAAACCAGAAAGAAGUACUUAUGAAGCUGCUGUACCUGCCAUGGAUGAAAUCGAAACUGCAAAAAUUGAUGAAGGAAAACGAGAAAUCCCGGAGACGCAGAGUGCCGUUAAGAACAAUGACAAUGGCGUGAAAGACGACGUAAGUACAAAACGAAGCAAGGAAGCAGCCAUAGAUCCUGCAACCAAAGUUGAAGAGAAAGUGAAGGGAAACAAAGAAACGGGGAAGGAAGACAGGGCAUUGAUAAUUAAUAUGAGGAUAGCUGCUCUUAUUCUUAUGGGACUAGGAGCUUGUCUAUUGUAUACUUUAGGUCAUUAG